This is a messenger RNA of Trichomonas vaginalis G3, 225 nucleotides long. RefSeq lists its product as uncharacterized. The record is from RefSeq and is a predicted model, not a curated record. The transcript has a single exon. Bases 1 to 225 code for a protein of 74 amino acids. NCBI's taxonomy places the organism in Eukaryota, Parabasalia, Trichomonadida, Trichomonadidae.
AUGGUUUACAAAUAUGAGAAUGAUACCGUUUAUAUUAUUGAUACUUAUGCAAAUUCAUCAACUACAGAUGUUAUUGAACUAAAAUCCGACCAGUGGACACCACUACCUACAAUCAUCCCUGAAAAACCAACCGCUCGUUGGGAACACGCAAAAAAUGACAAAGUUUUAGCACUUAUGCCAGUAGAAAGAUCACGAACGUUCUUCCCUGCUAUAGUCAUUGCAUGA